GGGGGGCUUCCGGUGGAGCCGUGAGGGGAGGGAGGCGGCAAUGGCGGAGAUUCCGUUCACGCGGGUGGUGUCGGUGACCAGCGCGGAUCCGCGUCACCCGGCGGAGAAUCUGCUGAGGCCCGAAGAUGGCGGGAAAUGGAGGGGAGCGGCGGCGGGGGAGAAACAGCUGAGUGUGGUGCUGGAGCCUGUCCCAUCUCACCUGUCCAUAUCUCACCUGUCCAUGUCUCACCUGUCCCACCUGUCCCAGGUGCUCCUCCCCAGUUCUGCUCUGAUGUCACCCAGUGAGAGCCGGGCGGGGGCGGGGCCAGGCCGGGUGCGGCUCUUUGGGCCUCAGGCAUUGGUCAAGCGUCCGGCCACGCCCACGGCCACGCCCACGGCCACGCCCACGGCCAGGUACGACCGGCUGCAGGUGGUGCUGAGCCAGCCCUACUGCCAGAGCCGCCCCUACGGCCUGGCCUUCAUCAGAGCGUUCGCUGCGCCCGAGGAGGGAGAGGAACCGCCCCCGGCGCCGGUUCGCCGCCUGGGUCCGUUCACUCUGCGCGAGGAGGGGGAGGGGAGCCCCCGGCGCCCCCCUGGGGCGCUGUUCUACCGACGCCCCGGCCCCAAUGCAGGUGAGGCCCCGCCCCUUCGGCCCCGCCCCUUCAGCCCCUCCCCAAUGCAAGCCCCAAAGCCCCCUCCGGGCCCUAGCUACACCUGGCCGCCUCGGCAGGAAAGCAACAGGGAGCAGAAAUCCGGAACCCCCCACAAAACCCGGGACCCCCCAGAAAAACCGGGACCCCCCCAGAAAAACCCGGGACCCCCCCAAAAACCAAACCCCGAUUCGGGGGGUCCCAUUUUGGGGGGGGUGGUGCUGGCGCUGAGCGGGUUCCAGAACCCUCUGCGGGGUCACCUGAGGGCGGCGGCCACGGCCAUGGGGGCGGAGUAUCGGCCCGACUGGACACCUGAGUGCACGCACCUGGUCCACGCCCAUUUUCGGGCCAACCCCGCCCGUUUUGGCGUGGCCACGCCCCUUUGGGCGGCGGCCACGCCCACUGUGGGUCCCUGUGGGGUGCGCCCUUCCCAGGCGCGCCUUGCCCCAGGCGGGGGUCGUGGUGGGCGCCAGGUGGAUCUGGGAGUGCCAGAAACGGGGCAGGAGGGCGGGUACCUCCUGGAUGGCUCCGCCUCCUCUGACAGCGAGGGGGAGGAGCCUGAGGAGGCCCCGCCCCCUUCAUGCCCUUCCCCUAAGGUGGAAAAGGGGGCGGGGCCUCCUCAGACGGACAAACCAGAGACUCCGCCCCCUGCGGCGCCGGCCACGCCCCCUGAGUCUGCUGACAGCGAGGACCAAUCAGAGGAGUGGGCGUGUCCUCCCCGUUCCAGCACCGACCCCUUUGGCGGCUCCACCGAGGAGAACAGCGAGGAUGAUGAUGAUGAUGAGGAGGAGGGGGCGGGGCCGCCCAUCCCCCCCCUGCCCGAUUUUUUUGAGGACAAAAAAUUCUUUUUGCACGGAGAGUUCCCCGAGGGGGAGGGGCGGCGGCUGCGGCGCCUCGUGGUGGCGUUCGGGGGCUCCCUGGCUCCCUACAUGGACGAAUCGGUGACCCACGUGGUGACGUCACAGGAUUGGGACCCCGCCUUCGAAGAGGCGCUGGAGCUCCGCCCCUCGCUGGUGUUCGUGCGUCCCCAUUGGCUGCUGCUCUGCGGGGAGCGGCAACGGCCAAUCCCAGCCCAGCCCUACCUGGUGACGUCAUCAGCGCGGCAGUGAUGUCAUCGGCGGGGACACGCCCCCUCCCUUAAGCCACGCCCCUUUUUGUUUAGGUGGAAUAAAGCGGAUUU
Messenger RNA from Camarhynchus parvulus, 1809 nucleotides. It is a transcript of the gene XRCC1, whose product is annotated as X-ray repair cross complementing 1. The coding region runs from base 41 to 1738 and encodes 565 amino acids. Gene Ontology annotation, cellular component: nucleus. The transcript is spliced from 14 exons. The record is from RefSeq and is a predicted model, not a curated record. NCBI's taxonomy places the organism in Eukaryota, Metazoa, Chordata, Aves, Passeriformes, Thraupidae. Gene Ontology annotation, molecular function: damaged DNA binding. Gene Ontology annotation, biological process: single strand break repair; base-excision repair.